Molecule: messenger RNA, 1006 nt
Organism: Helianthus annuus (common sunflower)
Lineage: Eukaryota; Viridiplantae; Streptophyta; Magnoliopsida; Asterales; Asteraceae
Product: MADS-box transcription factor 23
Exons: 9
Coding region: 78-773 (231 amino acids)
Biological process (GO): positive regulation of transcription by RNA polymerase II
Cellular component (GO): nucleus
Molecular function (GO): RNA polymerase II cis-regulatory region sequence-specific DNA binding; DNA-binding transcription factor activity, RNA polymerase II-specific; protein dimerization activity
Source: RefSeq, a predicted model, not a curated record
GAACUCUCUCUCCCUUAAGAAUCUUCAUCAGUCAUUAAGCUCAAAUCGAUCGGUAGCAGAUUGCUGAAACAUAAACUAUGGGGAGAGGGAAGAUUGUAAUCCGAAGGAUCGAUAACGCGACUAACAGGCAAGUUACCUUCUCCAAAAGAAGGAAUGGGUUGUUGAAGAAGGCUAAGGAAUUGGCUAUUCUAUGCGAUGCCGAAGUCGGACUUGUGAUCUUCUCUAGCACCGGGAAACUCCAUGAAUUUGCUAGCUCAAGCAUGAAAAAGGUGAUUGAGAGAUACAACAAAGUGAAGGAGGAGAAUCAUCAACUUCUGAAUCCUGCUUCAGAAGCCAAGUUUUGGCAAGGAGAAGCAGUUCAGUUGAGGCAACAACUUCAGUAUUUGCAACAAAGCCACAGGCAGCUGUUAGGAGAAGACCUUUCUGGUAUGAAUGUCAAUGAUCUGCACAAGCUGGAAAGCAAACUGGAAAUGAGUCUCAAAGGUGUCAGAACAAAAAAGGAACAAAUCUUAACGGAUGAAAUAAAGGAAAUACACCGCAAGGGGAGUCGCAUCGCUGAAGAAAAUAACGAACUGCACAAGAAAGUAAACCUCCUGCUACAAGAAAAUGCAGAUCUGCAGAAGAAGGUUUACGGAUCCACACACAUGCAUCACGAUGAUAACGAGCUGCACACACCCAUAAGCCUCCAGCUAAGCCCACCACAACCACUGAGAACCUACUUACCAACCGAAACCAUGAAACUCGGGUUACAGUUAAACUCAAAACCAAGCUAAAAGGUAUUUAUUACCGUUGGUAUGAUGUAUUCUUCUGAAUAAUAUGUUGUGAAAGAAUCAACCGUAUACGAGUUAUAUGGUGAUUUUUUGGUAUUGAUUUUAAGGUGUAAAGUGGUAAUAAUAAUCAGAAGUAUAGGAAGAUGUGUGAUUGUAGAUGUACCAGAUUUUAAUUUGAUACACUGUUGAGAGUGAUUAGGUAUGUGUUGUGAUGUUUAUUAGCAAUGUAAAGAUUU